Molecule: messenger RNA, 2236 nt
Organism: Acipenser ruthenus (sterlet)
Lineage: Eukaryota; Metazoa; Chordata; Actinopteri; Acipenseriformes; Acipenseridae
Product: CDC42 small effector protein 2-A-like
Exons: 5
Coding region: 346-573 (75 amino acids)
Biological process (GO): regulation of Rho protein signal transduction
Cellular component (GO): plasma membrane
Molecular function (GO): small GTPase binding
Source: RefSeq, a predicted model, not a curated record
CACCCGCAGCUGCACUGUCGGGGGUUUCCGCUUUUUGAUUUAAUCCCAGAUGUCAUUGCGUUCUAAAUUAAGGUCCGCCUACUGCGCUUUUUCAACGGUGUCUCAAUAGCUGGAAGGAUCGAAAAAGUUCCAGGUUUGCAACAAGCAGCUGUUCAUCUGCUUCUAACCACUACUGUUGGGACCAAAGCAACCUUUAUGAAAGUGAGCACAGUAUUUUCAGGCCUCUGCUAGUAAGAGGCUUCCUGGAUACAUUGGUGGCACAUUAUCGGUGAGCCUAACAGGAAGACGAGUGAAUAUUUUCCACCGUGAGGAAGCUGUUGUCUUAUCAGACGCUGCAGAUACAACAUGACUGAAUUUUGGGUUUGUUUCAGCUGCUGCAUUGCAGAACAGCCACAGCCAAAAAGGAGGCGCAGGAUAGACCGAAGUAUGAUAGGCGAGCCGAUGAACUUUGUUCACACCACGCAUGUGGGAUCAGGAGAAAUGGGUAAUGGACCUGGAUCAGCAGGGUUGAUUCAAGAACAGAUGAAAUCUAAAGGUGGCUAUGGAAAUGAAAUGUCUAAUGUCCAAGAAUGACUCCUAGUUAAGUGUAAAAUGUGGGCAUUUAAAAAUGACACUGGGCAUGUUAACGUUGUUCAAACCGGUAAUUGAUAGCCUUGCUUACAGCGUCACUGGAAGUUGAGGACGUUCCUGGACAGAGCCUAUCAACACCAGCACUUGACAGUAAAAUGAAGAGGCACCUGUCUGUCUUUUUCUUAAUGCUUUUUACAAAAGCUCAUGAAUGAAAUAGCCAGAUAUCUUAGAAAUCUGUACCUAAUUAAGCUGUAUAUAGUCAAUAUUAGUGACUGCACUCUGAUGUUGGUUUCUAUAUGCAUGUCUUGAGCUGAAAUUACCAGUGUGAGUCUGUUUAUUCUAAAUUAAAACAUGUGUCACAUAAAAAAAACAAGAAUGCCUGUGACGUAUGGAGUGGUUGCGUGAAGUAUGCAGUUUUAUAAUAUGUUCACUUCUGUACAGUCAAUGUCUUCUAUAUUGAAUUUGAGCUUGGUUGUCUGUUUAUUUGCCCGGUGUGAUUUAAGUCAUCCAUUUUAUCAAGAUGUGGCUGGGCCAUCACAAGAUGCACCUAGGCAAAUCCUUACAUAAAGCCUUAUUCAUUUUUAUAGUUUUUAGAAAUAUGAAUGUUUUAAUGUCUGUUUUCAAUGCAUGGUUUAAUUUACUGGUGGUUCUACUGACUUAUUCUUUUGUAAAGCACCAUAACUUUGCUGCAUUUGGGAAUUUCAGGUUUGUUAAAACAUGUUCCAGCAUCAUACACUUGAAGGUUUAUUCAAACAGGCACUGUAAAGUCAUGUAUAUUGCACAAAUCUUUGAACCACUAUUGAUUGCAUUUUUCUAUUUAUUUUCAAACAUAUGAUAUUGGGUUAUUGUUGUCAUUGGUGGUCAAUAUCUGGUGAUGAGUUACCUGUAAUGGGUUGUUGUAUGUUUUUGAUCUCAAAGCUGUAGCCUAUGAUGGGCAUUGCUCUGCCACCAGACAUGUAGCUUUGAUGGAACGAGUGGGUUAAAAAACAUAUCUAAUUGGCAGUGACAAGAAAGGAAAAGUGGAUUAAAAUAAACCUGUGUUUAUAUUACAGCCCGGUGAGCUUCACAUAUUUUAACACAUGUGUAUCUCAAUCAGACUCGUAUGUUUACAGCAACCCAGAAAUCCUUGUCCGUAAACUUUGUUGUUUUUAAUUAAAAAAUGAAGCACUAUAAUUUGAUUGCACUGUCGGAGCGCAGAUGGUGGCACUCCAUGGCAAGUUAAUCGUCUGUCACACAACACACGUGGUGUUCACGUUUCUCUUUCCAAAUUGUCAUAAAAGUUGAAGUUGGUGAAUGAUGCUGGUCUUAAAAUGUAUGCUAGUAUGCCUCACCUAGAGUUAUUCAAACUCUGUUUAAAUAACAUCUGUAUGUGUAAUACAUUACAGAGUUCAUUCACUUUGUGAUUGUGUAAAUUGAAUAAAUCCUCCACCUGAUAUUGAAAAGGACAGUCCAGGAGAGAAAUGUUCAUAUCCUGUAUUUUAUCAAUGAGGCAUGAUACCAUUUGUUUGUUUGAAUUUCUUCAUGCAAUUUCAAAUAUGCUGUAUAUUGUCCUGUAUCAAUUUGAGAAUUCUGGAUGUACUGCAAAUCCACUAUUGCUUGAUUAAUGAGAUGCCUUUUUUAAAACUUGAAAUUAAAUUUUAAAAAAAAUAAAUAAUUGACUCUUGAA